Messenger RNA from Macrosiphum euphorbiae (potato aphid), 2916 nucleotides. Lineage: Eukaryota; Metazoa; Arthropoda; Insecta; Hemiptera; Aphididae. The record is from the annotation of a GenBank genome assembly.
AUGGCUGAAAACAUUGCGUUCAGUGACUGGUCGGAAAAGCUUGACACUGCUGGAACUAAUCAUUGGCUUCCUGCGUAUGGGCUCCAGCAACCGCCAGUGGCGGUGGUUGGCAAUAGCCACCAACAAAACGAUCCCACAUUCGAUUCUAGCCCUCAUGACACUGACUAUUUCGACGACAACAAUGAAGACGAUCUUUGCGAUAACGGUGACGAAGAUAACUGGUCAUCGUUCAACCAAAGCAGUUAUGGUGGAAACAUUGUAAGCAGCACAUCUUAUAUUUUUCUUGAAACAAUUCUUGAAGAAACUUCUGAUGAUUUGCGGACGGAUUCGGAAAGAAGUAGUGAAGAAGAUUUUAUUAAGGAAGAAAACUGGUCUGUGAUAAACCGUGGUGAUCCGUUUAACUUGUUCAACUCAAGCAACAAUAACAAACAGACGACCAUCAGAAUGUAUGACAAUAACGAUCCUGGCGUGCACGAUGACGACGACCACGACACGGUAUUGUUCUACAGGGACAACCUACAGGAUCACCAUUUGUGGACAACUGGUGCCGGCGGGGGACCGCUGACCAACGGUUACGGGGGUGGUAGCCUGUUGCAGUUCGAGAGCUUGGAAAAACAAUGCGAACAAACCGUGUUCCGGACAACAGCCACCGCGACGCCGUUCAUGACCAACAGCGCAGAGUCUCUGAACGCCGGCCAACGUCCGGCGGGCUUGCCACGCCGGAACAACUGGAAACAACCCGCGACGGAUGACGACUGCGGCACCACCAUGGACGACGAUGAAGCCGUGUUGUGCAGCACGCCGUUCUCGAGUUACGCGGGUGACGGGUCCAGCGUCAAGUCACUCAGCAAGAGCAUGGAGAGCGUGCACUCGACGGUGAGCCGGAAACGAUCCAACAACAACUGCAUAGACGGCGUGAACGACGUGUCACAGAGUCUGGAUGAGUUGCGUCUGUGCGGUAGAGUCGACGGGCAACACGACUCGGCGGCGGCGGCGUCCGUUGGGGCGACAUGCGCUGUGGCGCAACCGGCCACCGGUAUGUACAAAACGGUCGACUGUCUCAUCGACCCGGCGUAUUGCGAAAAAAUGGACGACGACGACGAAGACGAAACGGACAGCAAGAAAACUGAAGACGUUAUACAGGGGGUAGGAUGUAAGCAGCAACAGCAGCAACGAUCGUCCGAGAACCUGAGCGAAGAUAGUGGUUUCGGGGAUCAGGUGCCCCGUGGUCCUGCCACACAACAAACGUACAAACCCAUCGCCGAGGACGAGAACUAUUUUGAGAUGUCGACGAAGAGCAUCGCGACGAUCGCCGCCGCCGCCGCCGUCGUUUCUGCCACGGCCGCGCAGUGCUCUAUCACCGCCAAAGGGAAGGGGACGGACGACGGCGACGACGACUACGACGACGACGAGAUGAAAUCUAAAUUUAGCGCAGCCUGGCACAGCUAUCCCGAUCUGGGCGAACGGCCGUCAGUGACCGCGGAAUCUCCUACGACCGACGACGACAACCGCCGGCAUCACCACCUCCACCAUCAUCACCACCGCGACGGUACCGCGAUGGCGUCCCGUUUGCCAAUGUCAAGCACGCCCAACCUGUGUGCCGACGGUUUGCUGGCGCACGCCGAGGGUGACUAUUUGCGCUCCAAAAAGCUGCUAGAUUCCACUGUAUCGUUGGACAGAUCGCACUCGCUGAAGCGCAUACACUACGAGAGUGAGUCUGCUCUGAGUGCGGCCUCUUCGCGUGGUAGCAAUCUACUGAUAACCACCAGUUUCGUGAACCUGGCCACCGCGCCGACGCCCAACAAGGGCGUGCACUUUUGUCCGGUCGUGUCCGAAGUGAACUGGCGUGAGAGCUUCAGCAGCAGCAGCAGCUGCACUGACGUCGGUGGCGGCGAAGACGACAACGGGUCGGAUGAACCCCCGGAAACGGAAGACGACGAAGACUAUGACCGGAUUAGUGACGAGGCCGACGAAAACAUUGACACUAUGGUAAUGAAACUGUUGACCGGUUUGCCAUCGGAAACCAGGCGUCCGAGUGUGGCGGAAAAACAACAGCUGCGCGAACGGCUGGACUUCAUCACGGGCGGCUCCCCACCAAUGUCGCAUAGGAUAGUUGCCGCGCCCACUAAAAAUAACACCGCGGCCACCGGUUCCAACAGUCACAGUCGCAGUGUUCAACCGCGACCGAUCGAAGUCGAUGCGCCCGCGGUGGUCGCCAUGUCAGCUAAACCGAAAACGAUCGGCGACAAGCUCGGUGGAUUUUUCCAGCGGUUCUCGUUGCGCAGACUUAGCGGCCGGCGAAACAAGGACAAGAAGAAACAAAAAGUGGAAGAAUGCAACGCAGCGGUGACGGCACAGCCGAGUAAUAAUAAUUGUAGGCCCGACACACCACCACCCCCGCCACCCGUCUCGGGACGACCGUCUACUGCCGCCGCCGUAUCCGAUAGGGGUAAAAAACCGCCGUUACCCCCGCAACCCCCGUCAGCAGAUGGGUACACAACGCGCCGGCGCCUCAUGUACGAUGAAAAUCGCGGUAGCCGACUGCCGCCACCGCCGGCACUACCGACGGCCGGCAGUCGCGCGUCUCUGCAAUCGCGGUCGCCCGCCGCCGCCGUUGCCAUGUCCCGUCCGGAUCACCGGGCCGGUCUGCUCGAGACCGACUUGGACUCGAACGUGACCAGGACAUCUUCGUCAUCGCUCAUGAUGGGCGGCGGUGGUUGCAGCCCCAACAAAAAGGCUCGUAGUCUGCUCGACCUGGGUGCUUCGUCGGCAAAAUUGUCUCUGGCCCCCAACGACUCGAACAGAUCGUCCGCCGACGGGUCUCCAUCAAACGCAACCGAUUACAGGGCUAAGUCUAUGGAAUUUUUAUUGGACAAGGAAAAUCAAGCUGCUGUUCAGGUAAACAAUUUACUAUAG